AUGGUUACUGAUGACGACGAUGUUUUGUUUGUUUUCAAUACGUACGAAGAGUUUCAACAAGAACGAGAGAAAUUAAAUUAUGAAAAUACACUUCGAAUAUGGUAUUCUCUGCCAUCGGGUUUGCCCAAUAUUGAUAACGAACGAAUCAAGAGAUAUACAUCUUUACAACAACGUAAACGAAUGGGAAAAGUCUCAGCUUUUGCUAUCUACUGUAUUUUAUUCAAGAAAACCUCUCUCAGAAAGAAAAUAUCUGCUAAAGGUGCUCGCAUCUGGCAUGAGACAUUAAAUCUUGAUUCACUGGCAGAUAAAUCGCUAUUUGAAUUUUAUGAAGCACUUGCUCGUGUCACGUCGAAAUUUGUCGAUAAAGCUGAACGUUAUGAUUCGAAAAUCGUUUACGAUGAACUUUUCAAAGCGAGUCGUUUAGUUUGGUGGAUGGCUGCCUUUCAACUGCAACUAAGCCUACCAUUGGAUUUUACUGACUCAAUGUUCGGUUACAACAUGCUCUAUCCUUAUACGGAUGACUUGGUCGAUUCGAAUGAUAUACCGCGAGAAGCAAAAAAAGAUUUUGCUGAUGCAUUUCAUCAACGUUUACUCUUUGGCGAAUCGAACUAUGAUCCAAAGUCACAUUUCAAUGGUCAACAAUCGAACGCUGACGAACUAGAUUUACCACCAUCGUUGAAACCCUAUGCUGAUCGUAUUGUGAAGAUAUUCGACAUGGUGAAAUUUAUUGAAAAUGAUUGGACGCGUGACGAGGAACACAGUGGAGUCUAUAUGAGCUUAGCGACUAUUCACGAUUGUCAAAUGAAAUCAACGUUGCAACAUGCCCGACCCAAAGAUGGUUAUGCACCAAAAAUGGCACUUAUUGAAGAGAUUAGUGCGCAAAAAGGUGGUGCAUCGAUAAUUGCUGCCGGUUUUCUCAUCGAAGGAAAAUUGACACGAGCACAAAUGGCGUAUUUAGAAUAUGUUGGUUUUGGUCUUCAACUACUCGAUGAUUUGCAGGACGUCGAAGAAGAUAUGAAGAAUAAUCAUCGAACAAUAUUUACUCAAUCGAUUGCUGACGGACAAACAUUGGAUGCUCCUACAGCUCGUCUAAUACAAUUUUUAUACAGCAAAGAAGUUAAUACCAAAUUUUUGGACAGUUAUCAUCCGAUAUCAGAUAAAAGAAAUGAACUGGAAAUCUUUCGUUAUAUUCACGAUUCCAUGACUGUGUUUGGUAUAAUUCUCAUCUUAGAAGCUGCUGGUCGUCUAAAACGAUAUUAUUCGAAAGAAUUCUAUCGUGACUUGUCCAAGCGUGCGCCAGUAACAUUUCGAAGUUUAAAAAAAGCACACAUUGAAAAACGUAUGUGGUCGGUAUUCCGACGAAAUUGGUUUUAG
Adineta ricciae is the source of this 1374-nucleotide messenger RNA. Lineage: Eukaryota; Metazoa; Rotifera; Eurotatoria; Adinetida; Adinetidae. The record is from the annotation of a GenBank genome assembly.